This is a messenger RNA of Nicotiana tabacum (common tobacco), 813 nucleotides long. Its product is annotated as putative peroxygenase 5. Gene Ontology annotation, molecular function: calcium ion binding; monooxygenase activity. The record is from RefSeq and is a predicted model, not a curated record. Lineage: Eukaryota; Viridiplantae; Streptophyta; Magnoliopsida; Solanales; Solanaceae.
UUGGGUAUAAAUGGCAAAUACUUUGGAGGAAUUCAUGACGGUAUUCAAACUUUCUUGAGAUCAAAUUACGUAUUGACUUUCAAUUAACUCAUUUAGCGGAUUCGUUCUUCAGGAAUGAUGGAAAAUAAUCAUGGUCUAACUCAUUUGGAAAAGCAUGUCAUGUUCUUUGAUAUCAAUAAUGAUGGAAUAAUUUAUCCUUCAGGAACCUUCCAAGCUUUUAGAAAGAUGGGGCGUGGUAUUUUCCGAUCUAUGUUUGCUGCAGUCCUCAUUCAUAUUACUCUCAGUCACAAGACCCGACCGGGAAAAUGCCCGUCUCUGUUCUUCCCCAUUGUGGUAAAAAAUAUCAAAUAUGCCAUACAUGGCAGUGAUUCUGGUGCCUAUGACUCUGAAGGGAGGUUUGUGCCAGAGAAAUUUGAGGAGAUCUUUAAGCAGCAUGCAAAUCAAAAUGCAGAAUCCUUAACACACAACGAAGUGAAAGAACUUCUCAAGGCUAAAAGAGAACCAAAGGACUACUUCGGAUGGGCAAAUGCUUCUGUAGAUUGGAAUUCUUUAUAUGAUUUAGGCAAAAAUAAGGAUGGCAUACUGACGAAAGAAACCGUAAGAGCUGUCUAUGAUGGAAGCCUUUUCGAGCAAAAAGCAAGAGAGCAUGCUUCAAAGAAGUGACCCUAAUUCCAUAUCCUCGUUUGAUGUACAAUGGUUGUUAAUUAAGUUGUUUUCUUCUGCUGUGAAUAAUACUUCUAUUCUUGUUGUUAAUUUUAUAAUCCUUUUAAUUUCUUCUCACAUCUCAAAAUUUUGAGAUGAGCAAUACAAAAU